This is a messenger RNA of Aspergillus novofumigatus IBT 16806, 1388 nucleotides long. RefSeq lists its product as uncharacterized. Lineage: Eukaryota; Fungi; Ascomycota; Eurotiomycetes; Eurotiales; Aspergillaceae. The coding region runs from base 1 to 1041 and encodes 346 amino acids. The transcript is spliced from 2 exons. Gene Ontology annotation, cellular component: fungal-type vacuole. The record is from RefSeq and is a predicted model, not a curated record.
AUGAGAUUCCUCAAUGUGGGGCGUGCGAAGCCCCAUCAGCGCUCCGUUACGUUGCUUUUAUUUCUCCUGAUCGUCUUGUUGGCUCAACUGGCCUCUGCCCAACAGGAUCCCAAUACCGACGUUGCUGCAACUACUGCGCAAACGACCGAGGGCACGAAGGCCACAGAUCCAGCGACUACAGACGCGGGGAAGACCACCGAUUCGAAAUCGACGGCCGAUCGCACAACUACAGAUGCUACAACUACAGAAGCUUCGACCACGACGUCUACCACCGACUUAGCGGGCUCGACUGCAACGUCUGCAACCUCAACAGACGGCUUCCCUGUGGUGACCGUGCCACCGACAGCGGAUGCGCCGUACAUGCAAAAAUCGAACACCCCCGAAGGGACAGUUUUUAUUGCUGUAGGUGCAGCCCUAGGUUUCAUUGGGCUGGCGGUGCUGGCAUGGCGUGGGCUCGUCGCAUGGUCGGUCAACCGAUCCGUCCGCCGCGCCGCAUUGAUGCACGCCUCGGAAAAGAAAGGGCUCAUUCGGUCCAAGAGGAAGAGGUCAUCAAGGCAUUCCCGCGCUGUACCCGCAAGCAUGUCACUCGAAAAGCUUCCCCCACACCACCGCAACAGCUACAAUCCAAGAGCAUCCAAUAUCCCCAGUACUGGUAGCGGUCUUUUCUUCUCUCCGACCGCAGGCGCCGGAAUGCAUACAAGCGGAAACAGAGGAUCCAGCUACCUUCCGGCGGGCUACUAUGCUGCAGGGAACGCUGCGCCCACGGGGAGUCAGAACAUCCCAUACUCGACGCCAGAAACGCGACCCCACUCGCAGGGCUACAUUCGCACCAAAUCCAAUCCUAGCCCUCCUAGGUCGCCGGGCCUAUCGCCUGGCGGUCUACAUGACACUCACUAUGAUCCUCCCACCAGGCAUUCGUAUGUCGCAGGCUCUACCAGCUCCUUGAAUCUUGCCUCUCCUACCCAUGGACGAACUCCCAGUGCUUUCUUGGAGGACCUUUUUGAAAGCCAUGCCCCUCAAUCAGACAACGGUCAUAGAUGAUUGGGCUUUCAACGGGCGUCGAAACAUGCAUUGUUUUUUAUUUCUUAUUUUCUUUCCUUUUUCAUGUUUUCCUAUCUCGGGUUCACAGCUUUCGACCCAUACAUACAGGAUCUCGUUUAACAUAUACUUAAGUUAAUAUUCAUGUCUCUAUACGAGUCACGCAUGGCCAUGCCAGUGACAUUCUACUCCUGUUUGAUUCUGACGACAAAGAGUGGACUGCAGAUUGGCUGAGUCAAGACGGGCAGGGCUGUGAUUGAUUAUGUACAUUUUCAUUUUCCUUCUCAAUGGUUGAUACUAGCCUUCUGUUAAUGAUAAGCCUGAUAAUUGUCUAUAUGCUCGCUGAGUAU